This is a messenger RNA of Eurytemora carolleeae, 1070 nucleotides long. RefSeq lists its product as uncharacterized. The coding region runs from base 22 to 765 and encodes 247 amino acids. The record is from RefSeq and is a predicted model, not a curated record. Lineage: Eukaryota; Metazoa; Arthropoda; Copepoda; Calanoida; Temoridae. The transcript has 7 exons.
UUUCAGAUAAAGAUUUCAAGAAUGCGUUACCAAGAGGGAAGCUUCAAAAAAACUCCAAAACAAGCAAUACUUUCUAUACAGGAGGAGAUAAGAAGAGAUCUGGAGAAAGAAACUCAGCUUAAACUUGAACUAGAGCAGAGACAUUCAGAGGAUGACACCUAUGUGGAACCAGAGAGAGGACGGAGUAGAUCUAGAAACCUUGAAACACGGGGAACUAGAUCUAAAUCCUCUGCUCCGGGUUCAGCUCAGAUAACUAGCAGAGAUCCGUCCUUAGCUCCAGGUACUAGCAGAAAUCCAUCCUUAGCUCCAGGUCCACCUCUACCACAGUCAACAGUUUUGUUCCAACCAACAGCAUCAGCAACAUCUUUAUCAACACCCGGAAACAACAAUGCUAAUUUUAAACCGGUAAAAGAACCGACCCCAGGAUUUAAAAAUAGAUUUUUCCGAAACAAAUCUCUAAACAGGGUUGGACAGAGACCGAGUAUAGAAGAGUUUAUUUCAAGAUAUUCCGUGAAACCUAGUCCUUGCUCCGGUCCAGUUAAUCCUUCCUUCUCAUCCUUCUCGAACCCGGAGAAGUUAAACCCAACCUCAGAAAUCAGAUUCACAACAUUUAAUGAUCCUGCUCCAGUCAAAAAGGUGAAUACUGGUAAGCGACCAACUGACCGGCCUGCUGACGUCAUCAACCAGGAACUGAAGCAAAUGUAUCUGAGAGAAGCUGAACAUAGGCGGAGUUAUAUAACUAGACUUGGGCAGAAGAAAGAAUAAAACUAGUGGACAAGUGAUAAACAUUUAUAUAAGCUUGAUGUUAGGGAAAUCGAAUAAAGUGAUAGAUUUGAUAAACUCACCAAACAGUGAUACAAUUGUCUAAUGGAACGUGAUGAUAAAUAAACAAAAACAAAAAACUGUUUUUUUUAACUAAAGGCACUGUAAACGUCAUACUGAUUAUUUUCAUUCGCGAUUUCUCUCCAAAAAUGACUUGCAGCACAGCAAGGGAGAAACUUACAGAAAUAAACACUGUUCGAGUCAGAAAAACGAUGAUAUCUUCUAUAUUUUUGAUCAGAUCAUGGUUU